Molecule: messenger RNA, 4437 nt
Organism: Cydia amplana
Lineage: Eukaryota; Metazoa; Arthropoda; Insecta; Lepidoptera; Tortricidae
Product: transmembrane protein 94
Exons: 30
Coding region: 126-4193 (1355 amino acids)
Molecular function (GO): nucleotide binding
Source: RefSeq, a predicted model, not a curated record
AUCCCAGUACCUAUAAAUAAUUUAAUUAUAUAGGUUACGGCACUUAAUGAUUAUAAAUAAAUUAGUAAUAAGUUAAUUAUUACAGUGGUAAUAAACAUGUGAAUUCGCAACAAUAUAAUAGUAACAUGGAUACCCGGCAAACAUUCGGGUAUUCAACCAAAGCGGCUCUCGUUCAACUCCGAGAUGGAAUCCGUAGUGUUAUCGAGGAGCACAAACAGAAUAAUCAGACCGGAUAUGGAUUCAUCAAAAAUAUUAUAUCAUUUUCUUCGGAGAAGGUGUUGUUGUCCGGAGUGGCUUACACAACAACAUUACUAUACAUAAUCUGCCUUAUUUUGACAUUUUUUCUUGGAGACUAUGUGAAAGCUGAUGGCUAUUUACUAUUGGAGGCUCUGUUCCUUUUUGUGAUACUGAUAAUAAACUUUUUGGUGGCACUUAAUGAGGAAUAUUUAUAUAGAAAUGAAAUACCUCAUAGAGUUAAGAAAGUUCUAGAAACACUGGAUGAUGCCAUAGAUAGGUCAAUAUGGAAGGAAGGGCAUUACCCCCACUUGUGUGCCCCAUUCUCUCCAUGCGUCAUACUGCAAUGGACUUACAGAGAUGGUAUGGUGGUGAAUCUCCCAUGGUCGCUGCUGGUGGAAAGCGACAUCGUGGUGCUGAGGCCCGGGCAGGAGGUGCCGGGGCACUGCCGCGGGCUGGACCCUGAUGACCCGGAGCUGUUCUUUGGACAGACCUUUCAGCCUAGCUCACAGUACAAGGAGAACUUCAGUACGCCACGCGUACGCGAGCCGCACCAGAACCGCUCGUACCGAAUGUGCGAGACGCCCUUCCUGAAGAACCUCCGCCUGGCUUUGGAGCAGGCCACGUGUCGGCCACGUACCGUCUUUGAGAAACAGAGGUACCUGUGCACAGUGAAAAUCAUGGAGGGCAUAGCACUGCCCCUAGUAAUACUGCUGGUUGUGGUGGCGUCCUUCGUGCGUCACGUGUACCAGCUGCCCGGCGUCACGCACUGGACAGAGGUGUACUUUUUGCAAACCGUGGCGGCGUCGCUGCCACUCCUGCAGAUCAUAUUCCCCGUCGUGUGGGUCGCCCUCAACUGCUACGGGAUGGCGCGGUUUAAACUGCUCUCUGAAACCCGUCAAAAGUACGUCCGUACGAAAUCCUGCUCGAUAUCCGAGGAUGCCAGCGACCCCCUUAUUCAAGCACUCAGCGAAUCCAACUUGAAGCCAGAGAGUCUCAAGUCUCUGUGGAAGACUUUCUAUAACAUCCUGAGGGGGAGAGAGGACAUGGUUGUGCGGACAGCGAAUAUUGUGCACGUGUUGGGGUCUUUGUCGGCCCUAUGCUGCGUGGACAAGAAAGGCAUCCUUUCCUGGCCGAACCCGACAGCGGAGAAGGUGUUUUUCCUGCGCCACUCCAGCUCCGCGUCCACCGCGUCCAGCAAGACCAGCCUGGCGGGAUCCAUGCGACAGAGCCAGACCAACCUCGACCAGGAGACGAAACAGAACGAACCGUCCACCAUCGUUGAGGUUCUGGACCUAACCCACGACCAGAACGCGCCGUUCAGCGUGGAGUUCGACGACCAGCGCUGGCGGCAGCACCUGGCGCGGCUCAAGCCGCUGGGGCUGGCCGCGCUGCUCAACACGUGCGCGCCCGCGCCCAGGCACACGUACGCGCACUUCUGUGCGCAUCUCACGUGCGAGGCGCAGUACAGCGAGGAUCUAGUUCCGGUAACUAACCGCCGUUGUCUCUGCGAACUGGCGAAGCAAAUAGGAUUCACGGAGUCUGUGGAGGAUUCCUACAACAUUCAAGAGUGUUUGCCUAUCUUCAGGCAUUUACAAGCGGACACUAUACGUCGCGAGACGCGUUUCGUGCGUUCCCUACACCUGAGCACGCGCGUCAAGGUGCCCCUUCCACACAUGCUCGCAGUCGUCGUCAAGGAUCAGGCCAACCAGCUGCAGAUGCUCACACAAGGCACAGCAGACAUUAUACUAGACUCGUGCGUGGAUUACUGGAAUGGGCGGGACUUGACGCCAAUCUCCCCGUCUGACCGCAAGAAGAUCAUCGAUUUCUACCAGCGCAAUUCGCUCACGGCCUACUGUACUGCUUUUGCUUACAAACCAUUGACCCGCGGCAUAUCGCCGACCCUGUCACGCAUGUACCUGGAACUGCCGGCGGACAGUCGGCAGUUAUAUGCGCCCCAUUCCCAACAGUGGGCAGAUGCUCCCGCUCUACAUUUUCACUCCACCGAUUCGUUAUUAUUCAACGAGGUGACAGAUGACGACGUAAUUGAUGCUGAUGGAUAUUUCGACAUGCAAUGCAAUCAGGUAUUUAUAGGCAUGGUAACGAUGCAAUACCAAGCCCAAUCCGACAUGGUGGAGCUGAUCGAGCGGCUCGAACGAGCCUGCAUCCGCUUCGUACACUUCAGUAAAGAGAACGAACUACGUUCCAGAGUAUUUAGCGAGAAGAUGGGCUUGGAAUCCGGGUGGAAUUGCCACAUAUCGCUCAUCAGCGGGGAGACGCCGAGCCGAACCGCGUCUCCGCUGUCCUCGCAGACCCUCGUCCGCCCGAGGCCCCUCCAAAGGGCCGUCGACACUUGUGACGCGGUCAGGCUCGGCUUUUAUAAUAGCACUAAUAUGGCAGCUUCAAAGGCACUAUCCAUGUCGGCCCCUGGAGCUAUAAACCUGGACCAUAGCACCGUUAAAUUCGACAGCGAAAUCAAAAAAGCCAGGCAUUCUAUCACCACACACACUGGGCUCAAGUUCCAACGCAGCAGUAUAGCGACAUCGCACCCGUCAGCAGACUCGCUGCUCGACUCGGACUCGCCGGCCGACGCGUGCCGCUCGCUGUCCUGCCUCACCGACUCCACCGACCACUCGGCGCCCGUCAACUUCGACAUGAGCAACCGUGCAAAACUUCCUCGCGGCAUCGACGCCAUCCGCCCCCACAUAGAACAAGUGGACAACGUACCGCUUCUCGUGUCACUGUUCACGGACUGCUCAGCGCGCUCAGUACAAAUGAUGAUACAGAUCAUGCAGGAUUACGGCGAAGUUGUUUGCGUAAUGGGUUCUGCGGCCAACUGUCUAAACAUGGAAAUUUUCAUGCAAGCGGAUGCUAGUAUCGCUGUGGAGCCACUGUAUCCAGUGCUGUGUCAGAAGAUGCCGCCGUACCAAGUGCCUGAGGCCUGCAUAGGGCCUAUCGACCUGGCGCGGGCUCUCAACUCCGUGCCCUGCUCAUUGUCGUUACAAAACAAAUGGCAAAACCAGCCGUUUAACAAGUACUGCAGCAAACAGAUGACGCGUGACGCGGACGUGUCCCUGUUCACGUUGAUCACGAUGUCGCGCCACUUCACCUCCUGCCUGUGGAACUCCACGCAGUUCUGGAUGUGUGCUGUGUGCUUCAUAUCUGUCCUGCAGGUCGGGUCCCUAUACGCGUUCCUGCCACUAGUAUUGAGCGCGGGCGGCGCGGCACUGAGCAGCGUGGCCGCGGCUCUGCUCGGGACGGCGUUGGCGUUCGCGCCCGUCGACGCUGCGGUCAUGCAGCGCGCCGCCACGAGACCGCAGCUCGCGGCGCACAAACGGAUGAUCCUAUUCGUAUUCUGGUGCUACGCAUGCAAAUUCCUCCCCUCCGUCAUCUCCAUACUAGUGCUCUAUGGAUUCACACUGAGAUCGUUCUGCGAGCAAAUAUCCGAAGCAACCAACGCGACAGCCUGCUGGAUCGUGUAUCCAAUCAACGUUGGCAACUAUUCUGAAGCCCACGACUUGACCAGGAAGAGCUGGCACGGCUGGGGCGACGACUUCUACGACGGGUUCUAUCUGGCGCAGCACAUCACACUAGCAUUGCUCACCUCGCAUUUAAUUGUAAUAUCGUUGUCUUUCAUACAUCGACAAUCUUCCAUUUGGCAGCGUUGCUUCUGGAGCAACAAAGUGUGGUCCGUCGCCGUGCUCGUUCUAAUACUCCUCCAAGCUGCCAUAAGCCUGUUCAUGCUGCGACGCAACUACGGCUCCUGUGAGAACUGGGAGCUAUGCUCGUUGCGCUACCACGUUCCUUGGCGGCUGGCGCUCGGCUACGGAGGCUCGAUUCUCGCCGUGUUCGCGCUUAACGAGCUCAUCAAGUGGCAGGAAAUCAAGGCCGACGUGCGAAAUCAAAGACGAGCCCGAUUGGACUUCGGGACGAAACUGGGCAUGAACUCUCCUUUCUAGUCAAUUUUACUAAUAUUUGUGAACGUUUUUCGUGUUUUGGCUCGGGGCCACUAAAGCCAACCACCGGUCGGUUGGCAACCCGAGCCCUGACGAGGCCUAAGCUGCUGAAACUGUUUUAAGUUAAGGAAAAGUGACAUAGUACUUAUUAAUUAUUUAUAUUGCGCUCUAUUUUGUACUUACUGUUUUACAGUACGCUGUUUUUGAUAAACAUACAAAUUAUUACAAUAAAUAUUUCCAACAUAAA